AUGGCUGAAAAUAUCAUCUUUGUAGGAAAACUCAUACAUACCCCUUCUCUUGGAACACUAGAGAUUGAAGACGCAACUGUUGGUGUGCAUCAAAGCAAAAUUGUCUUUCUUGCAAAAUCCGUUACAGAUGAAACCAUUCAUCUCGCAAAGUCUCAUCAUAUGUUAAAGAAUGCCAAGGUACAAAUACUAAAGCCCUCACAAUUCUUUUUUCCGGGAUUUAUUGAUACGCACAUUCAUGCACCACAAUAUCCAAACGCUGGUUUCGGCAUUGAUGUCCCCUUGUUGAAAUGGCUUGAAAAGUAUACUUUUCCACUAGAAUCCUCUUUCCGUAAUUUGGAUAAGGCUUUAGAAAUAUAUUACCGUAUAGUUACUCGAACACUUGCUUAUGGUACUACGUUUGCUAGCUACUUUUCUUCUCUUCACGCUCCUGCCUCAGCUCUACUUGCGGAACUCUGCUUCCUCUUUGGUCAACGGGCAUACAUUGGUAAAUGCAAUAUGAACACCCUUUCUCCUCCUCACUAUUGUGAAAAGUCUUCGGAGUCCUCCAUUGAGGCUACCAAUGUACUUGUAUCAUUUAUGUCUCAACUUGAUCCCGAGCGUAAGAUCGUUUCUCCCAUAGUCACCCCAAGAUUUGCACCUUCUUGUACCAAAGAUUUACUGCAAUCCUGUGGAAAGUUUGCCGCUACUCAUGGUUUGCCUAUCCAGACCCAUGUGUCUGAAAAUCCGGGGGAAAUUGCUCUCGUGCGGGAAAUGUUUCCUGAUCGAAAAUCGUAUACCGAUGUUUAUGACCAUUAUAACUUAUUGACUCCGAAAACCAUUUUAGCACAUGGUGUUUAUCUAGAGGACGAAGAAAUCGAAACGAUCUAUAAACGGCAAAGCGGUAUUUCUCAUUGCCCGACUAGUAAUGCCGUUUUAGCCAGCGGUAUGGCAAAUGUUCGCAAACUUUUAAAUGCCGGGGUCAAAGUUUCUUUGGGAACAGAUGUAUCUGGCGGUUAUACUCCAAAUAUGCUUGUUGCGAUUCGUCAAGCAGCUCUUACAUCACGCUCACUAGCUUCAGUUUUGAAGGAUCCAAGAAUUAUUUUGGAACUUCCUGAACUUUUGUAUCUUGCUACACAAGGCGGUGCUGAAGUCUUGGGCCGUGGUCGUGAAGUCGGUAGUUUUGAAGAAGGAAAGGAUUGGGAUGCUCUUGUCAUAGAUGUUUCUUCUCAAAAUAAUUCACCCAUAGACAUUUACGAACAUGAUAGUUGGGAACACAUCUUGAGUAAAUGGGUGUUCAAUGGUGACGAUCGCAAUAUUGCCCAGGUUUGGGUCAAUGGAAAGCUUAUUGCUGGUACUGAAUGUAAAAUUGAAGACAUAAGUCCUGUGAGCCUGAACCUUGCUUCCCUCUAUAUGGAUACUGCAAUAUCAACUGAAAAAAAAUCUCUUCGUCUUCGGGAAAUACUGGAAUCAUUUACAAAGACGAAAUUAUUACCGGUCACGCAAUGUGUGAACGAUGGAAAAGUACAUGCGAAACCAUGGAAACACACGGAUGAAAAUGAAGAUUAUAGGAAAACUAACUCCGUAGAGAGGAAGCGAUUUUUACGAAGUACUUGA
Molecule: messenger RNA, 1593 nt
Organism: Schizosaccharomyces osmophilus
Lineage: Eukaryota; Fungi; Ascomycota; Schizosaccharomycetes; Schizosaccharomycetales; Schizosaccharomycetaceae
Gene: gud1
Product: guanine deaminase Gud1
Exons: 1
Coding region: 1-1593 (530 amino acids)
Biological process (GO): guanine catabolic process
Cellular component (GO): cytosol
Molecular function (GO): guanine deaminase activity; zinc ion binding
Source: RefSeq, a predicted model, not a curated record